CUCGCCGCCGCCCAACACCUCCAGCUCCGAGUCAUCCACUCUCCCUCAUACAUCCAUCCCAUCUCAUCAGCUCGCCACGACGGCCCUCGGCAUCAUGGCAGCUCAGACAGGGAGCCUUUUCCGCUCCGAGGACAUGAGCCUCGUGCAGCUCUACAUUCCCUCCGAGGUCGCCCACGACACCAUCUAUGAGCUCGGCGAGAUGUCCAACUUCCAGUUCAAGGACCUCAACCCUUCGCUUUCGACGUUCCAGCGCCCCUUCACCCCGCGCCUGCGCCGCCUCGCCGAGAUGGCGCGUCGCAUUCGCCUCUUCAAGUCGCAGAUCACGGCUCUCGAGCCGCCCGUGGGCAUUCCACCGCUUUCGGCUAUCCCUCCCUUUACCUGCGUCGGUCCGCGGGCGCAGAACGCGUUCGAUGAGCUUGACGAUAAGCUUAAGGAGCACGAGCGCCGUCUCGCGGAGAUGAACCGCUCUUGGGAGGACCUCGGCAAAAGGAAGGGCGAGCUCGAGGAGAAGAAGUGGGUUCUUCGCGAGACCGCUGCCUUCUUUAACGAGGCCGAGCACCGUCACACUGAGAUCCGCUCCUCUUUCGAGGACAACGUCGAUGGCACCACGCCACUUCUCGACGCCGCCGCCGAGUACGGCACGCUCCCCGGCGAGUCGAUGGCUGGCUUUGACCUCGAGUUUGUAGCCGGUACCAUCGAGCGCACGCGCAUGCCUACUUUUGAGCGCAUUCUCUGGCGUGUUCUUCGCGGCAACCUGUACAUGAACUACUCGGAGAUCGAGGAGCCUUUUGUCGACGCCGUUACUGGCGUCUCGACGUACAAGGAUGUGUUCAUCAUCUUCGCGCACGGCGACGAGCUGCUUGCGAAGAUUCGCAAGGUUGCUGAAUCGAUGGGCGGCACGCUCUACCAGAUCGACUCGGCGCCGGACAAGCGUGCCGACGCGCUUCGCGAGACCCAAACCCGUCUCGAGGACGUCGACGCUGUGCUCUACAACGUGUCGCAGACCCGCCGCGUCGAGCUCAGCAAGAUCGCUGAGGGUCUCGAGGCCUGGAAGGACGCCGUCCGCAAGGAGGAAGAGGUAUGCAAGACACUCAACCUCCUUUCGUUCGACCAGAGCCGCAAAACGCUCGUCGCUGAGGGCUGGACCCCCACCUCGGACAUCACCGCCGUGCAGCUUGGUCUGCGCAGGGCCACUGAGACGGCCGGCACUUCGGUUCCCGCCGUCUUGUCUGAGCUUCGCACAACGCAGACCCCGCCCACUUUCCACCGCACUGACAAGUUUACCGAGGCAUUCCAGUCGAUCAUUGACGCCUACGGUGUGGCGACGUACAAGGAGGUCAACCCUGGUCUCUUCACCGUCAUCACCUUCCCCUUCCUUUUCGCGUGCAUGUUCGGCGACGUCGGCCACGGAAUUCUGGCUGCACUCGCUGCCGGUGCAAUGAUCUUCUUUGAGAAGAGCCUCAUCGGCAAGGGCGGCGAAAUGUUCCAGACCUUCUUCUACGGCCGCUACAUUAUCGUCCUAAUGGGCCUCUUCUCCAUUUACACUGGCUUCAUGUACAACGACAUCUUCUCCAAGUCAAUGUACAUCUGGAAGUCGGGAUGGGCGUGGCCCGAGAACCCGCAGGGUCAGGUCUCUGCAACGCCCCUCGACCGUCGCUACCCCUUCGGCCUCGACCCCCUUUGGCAUGGCGCCGACAACGCACUUAUCUUCAUCAACUCGUACAAGAUGAAGAUGUCCAUCGUUAUUGGCGUCAUUCACAUGACCUUCGCCAUUUGCCUCAACGUCCCUAACUUCAUCCAGUUCAAGCAGCGCCGCCGCAUCUGGGCUGAAUUUGUUCCCCAGAUCCUCUUCAUGUGGUGCAUCUUCGGCUACCUCAUUUUGUGCAUCCUCUACAAGUGGGCGACCGACUGGAGCAAGAGCGAUCUGCCUCCUCCUGGCCUCCUCAACAUGCUUAUCUACAUGUUCCUUUCGCCUGGCACCGUGCCUGAGGGCUCGAAGCUGUACGCUGGCCAGGGCUUCUUCCAGACCAUUCUCCUCCUUAUUGCGCUCAUCUGCGUUCCUUGGAUGCUCUGCACUCUCCCCUACCUUGAGUGGAAGGAGCACAAGGACAUUGCAAGCCAGGGCUACCAGGGCCUCGCGGUCGCCGACAACGGGCGCGCCUCAACGGAUGCUGAGCUCGAGGACGAGGAGGAGGGUGCCGGCCAGCCCGUGGCCAGAGACGAUGACGAGCACCACGAGUUUGACAUGGGCGAGAUUGUCGUGCACCAGGUCAUCCACACCAUCGAGUUCUGCCUCGGCUGUAUCUCGAAUACGGCCUCGUACCUGCGUCUCUGGGCGCUGUCCCUUGCGCACGCCCAGCUCUCCGAGGUGUUGUGGGACAUGACGAUGUCCAGCGCACUUGGCUACUCGGGCGGCGUCAUUGGCGGCACCCUCAUGCUCGUGCCCAUCUUCGCCAUGUGGUUCACGCUCACAAUCUGCAUCUUGUGUGUUAUGGAGGGCCUUUCCGCGUUCCUGCACGCCCUGCGUCUUCACUGGGUCGAGUUCGCCGGCAAGUUCUACCAGGCUGGCGGCUACCCCUUCUCGCCCCUCACCUUUGUGCAGGACGAGGAAGAGAUGGAGUAGGCGUCAGAUCUACCCUGCCAUUUCGGUAACACAAUAUGUGGGGCGAAAAAUACCUCUCCUUGCCGCAACUGGCCAAUGCAAAGAAUCUUGAAGACGUUG
Messenger RNA from Cutaneotrichosporon oleaginosum, 2722 nucleotides. RefSeq lists its product as uncharacterized. The record is from RefSeq and is a predicted model, not a curated record. Gene Ontology annotation, cellular component: vacuolar proton-transporting V-type ATPase complex; fungal-type vacuole membrane; vacuolar proton-transporting V-type ATPase, V0 domain. NCBI's taxonomy places the organism in Eukaryota, Fungi, Basidiomycota, Tremellomycetes, Trichosporonales, Trichosporonaceae. Gene Ontology annotation, molecular function: proton-transporting ATPase activity, rotational mechanism; ATPase binding. Gene Ontology annotation, biological process: vacuolar acidification; proton transmembrane transport.